This is a messenger RNA of Schistocerca serialis cubense, 411 nucleotides long. RefSeq names its product broad-complex core protein isoforms 1/2/3/4/5-like. NCBI's taxonomy places the organism in Eukaryota, Metazoa, Arthropoda, Insecta, Orthoptera, Acrididae. The record is from RefSeq and is a predicted model, not a curated record. The transcript has a single exon. The coding region runs from base 133 to 399 and encodes 88 amino acids.
UGAUGUGUCAUUGUUUUUCCUGUGUGGAUUGUAUGGGCCAUUGUGCAUUGUGACAUGUUGGUUUAUAUGGGGGUGGGGGAGUCUUCAGUACCUAACUAGUGUUCUGUUUUGGUGCGUUGUGUAGGUUGCAGCAUGCCAAAUGAAUCUUCUCUGCCAGUGUGGCUGCCAAACCAAGAGAUAAUUGCAAGGGAAGUCCUGUUAGAAGCUGAACGUGGUUUUGUUUGUCCUGAAUGUGGCAAAAAGCUGCGCAGCUCUGUUACACUCAAGAGGCACAUCCUCGAUCUCCACCGGGUGCAGACUGAACAGUUUUGGUGCAAGAUAUGUAGAAAACAUUAUCGGACAAAAAACAGCCUUGUUGUGCAUUUGUGCAAAUAUCAUCCGAAUGAUAAGGGGUUGUAGUCCAAAGACACU